AUGCUGAGCUGCAAGGCAAAGCUUCGGAAUAUUUUCGCUGACGCUGUGACCGGACUUGAUGAGGCCAAGCUAGAUUUGACCUGGAACCUGGAUAUCUCCUCAGUCGAGUUGCGCAACUUUCUCCUCGUCUAUGGCAUGCGACGCUCGACAGGCCGCACAGCUGGCCUCUACCGCAAGCCAGUGUCUGGCCACUACGUGGUCUCUGAAGAGUCGACACCUGCCGGGGUCUGGGAAGUGGCGCAGGCCGCCCUGCAAGGUGGAACUGUUUGUGCGGACUUCGUGCUGACCUGCGACCAGGUGCUGGAACUGCGCUGCGCCGAGACGCAGGAGACGAGGCUACGUGAGGAGUCAACUGUCGACCAUCGACUUCGACUGGAGGCGGAGUGGUUCCCGGCUGAGGGCGACCACAGAGAAAUUCCGCCCAGAUUUGAUGAGCAGCGAGGAUGGUUGAUCACAGACCUGAAUGGCGCUGCCGAGCUCAACAACCCAGUGGCUCACAUCCAGGAAGUGGAGUGA
Messenger RNA from Symbiodinium natans, 516 nucleotides. The record is from the annotation of a GenBank genome assembly. Lineage: Eukaryota; Dinophyceae; Suessiales; Symbiodiniaceae.